UCUCACGGAAGGGACAGGAAGGGGGCGGAGCGUAGAAGCCUUUUCCCGUCCCUCCCUGGUUGCGCGUGCGCACUAUGCAGUUCCGCAGAGCGCAGAGACACGCGCUGAAGCUACUCGCGUACUGCGCGUGAAGAAAGGCAGAACCUUCACGCUGAUUGGCGGCGACGCGGGAGGCUGUCGCGGCGGCCCGGACGCAGGGGGCGGGCGGGAACGUGAAGCUCCGCGGUGCCUGAUGGGGCCGUUGGGCGGCUGGUAGCUGUUGCUGUUGGGGGACCCCUUCAUUCCUACCGCCGCCGUCCCUGCUGCCUCAUGGCGGCCAUCGGAGUUCACCUGGGCUGCACCUCAGCCUGUGUGGCCGUCUAUAAGGAUGGCCGGGCUGGUGUGGUUGCAAAUGAUGCUGGUGACCGAGUUACUCCAGCUGUUGUUGCUUACUCAGAAAAUGAAGAGAUUGUUGGAUUGGCAGCAAAACAAAGUAGAAUAAGAAAUAUUUCAAAUACAGUAAUGAAAGUAAAGCAGAUCCUGGGCAGAAGCUCCAGUGAUCCGCAAGCUCAGAAAUACAUCACGGAAAGUAAAUGUUUAGUCAUUGAAAAAAAUGGGAAAUUACGAUAUGAAAUAGAUACUGGAGAAGAAACAAGAUUUGUUAACCCAGAAGAUGUUGUCAGACUGAUAUUUAGUAAAAUGAAAGAAACGGCACAUUCUGUAUUGGGCUCAGAUGCAAAUGAUGUAGUUAUUACUGUCCCAUUUGAUUUCGGAGAAAAGCAGAAAAAUGCUCUUGGCAAUAUUUUGGUGUUUAAGCUUGGAGGAACAUCCUUAUCUCUCAGCGUCAUGGAAGUUAACAGUGGAAUAUAUCGGGUUCUUUCAACAAACACUGAUGAUAACAUCGGUGGUGCACAUUUCACAGAAACCUUAGCACAGUAUCUAGCUUCUGAGUUCCAGAGAUCCUUCAAACACGAUGUGAAAGGAAAUGCGCGAGCCAUGAUGAAAUUGAUGAACAGUGCUGAAGUAGCGAAACAUUCUUUGUCAACCUUGGGAAGUGCCAACUGUUUUCUUGACUCAUUAUAUGAAGGUCAAGAUUUUGAUUGCAAUGUGUCCAGAGCAAGAUUUGAACUUCUUUGUUCUCCACUUUUUAAUAAGUGUAUAGAAGCAAUCAGAGGACUCUUAGAUCAAAGUGGAUUUACAGCAGAUGAUAUCAACAAGGUUGUCCUUUGCGGAGGGUCUUCUCGAAUCCCAAAGCUACAGCAACUGAUUAAAGAUCUUUUCCCAGCUGUUGAGCUUCUCAAUUCUAUCCCUCCUGAUGAAGUGAUCCCUAUUGGUGCAGCUAUAGAAGCAGGAAUUCUUAUUGGGAAAGAAAACCUGUUGGUGGAAGACUCUCUUAUGAUAGAGUGUUCAGCCAGAGAUAUUUUAGUUAAGGGUGUGGACGAAUCAGGAGCCAGUAGAUUCACAGUGCUGUUUCCAUCAGGGACUCCUUUGCCAGCUCGAAGACAACACACAUUGCAAGCUCCUGGAAGCAUAUCUUCAGUGUGCCUUGAACUCUAUGAGUCUGACGGGAAGAACUCUGCCAAAGAGGAAACCAAGUUUGCACAGGUUGUACUCCAGGAUUUAGAUAAAAAAGAAAAUGGAUUACGUGAUAUAUUAGCUGUUCUUACUAUGAAAAGGGAUGGAUCUUUACAUGUGACAUGCACAGAUCAAGAAACUGGAAAAUGUGAAGCAAUCUCUAUUGAGGUAGCAUCUUAGUGUUCUAGAGAAAUCAAGAAUUUUUAUAAACAAGAAUAUCAACAUUUGGUUUUGCAUAUAAGUGGCGUUUGUAUUAAAAUACUUUUUCAAUGAACUGUAUAAACUAUGUUUUAUUAAACUACAAUAUAUCAGUAA
This is a messenger RNA of Macaca mulatta (Rhesus monkey), 1869 nucleotides long. It is a transcript of the gene HSPA14, whose product is annotated as heat shock protein family A (Hsp70) member 14. Gene Ontology annotation, molecular function: ATP-dependent protein folding chaperone; ATP binding. The record is from RefSeq and is a predicted model, not a curated record. NCBI's taxonomy places the organism in Eukaryota, Metazoa, Chordata, Mammalia, Primates, Cercopithecidae.